CGGUGUAUCCAUACGUCAGAGGUUUUGGCAGCCCGCGGGUGAACUAUUUUCUUCAUUGUUGACCUUUCCUAAAUCUUAGGUGUAAUUAUUUCAUCAUUAGACGUACUCUGGCUGCACCCUUAUUAUCUAGUUUACAUAUUUAGUCAAAGUUUCGGCGAUGGACUCCGAAGAUGACACAAAGGAUGAUGUGGAUUCUGGGAAUGAGUCUAGCGGAGACGAUGUCGACUUUGCAAUGGACGUUGAGACACACAGUACACGGGAACGACAAACGGAGCUUGAGGAAUAUCGAUAUGAGGUGUUAUCUACGGAGGAAAUCGUUCAGCAUAUGGUAGACUGCAUCAAAGAAGUGAACACUGUUGUCGAGAUACCAGCAACAACAACCCGCAUACUUUUAAACCAUUUCAAAUGGGACAAAGAAAAGCUCAUGGAAAGAUUCUAUGAUGGGGACCAAGACCAGUUGUUCUCUGAGGCUAGAGUCAUUAAUCCAUUCAGAAAACCAGUCAUACAAAGGCCGAAGCUUCCCAGACGGAUAUCAACAUCAGGGGCAGAGGAGUGUGAAAUAUGUUUUUCAGUACUUCCAACCUCCAUGAUGACUGGUCUGGAGUGUGGCCACAGAUUUUGCACACAAUGCUGGUGUGAAUAUUUAACUACUAAAAUAAUGGAGGAGGGCCUAGGUCAGACAAUCGCGUGCGCGGCGCAUGCGUGCGACAUCCUGGUGGACGACGCCACCGUCAUGCGGCUGGUGCGGGACCCGCGCGUCAAGCUCAAGUACCAGCACAUCAUCACCAAUAGUUUUGUUGAGUGCAACCGGCUGCUGCGCUGGUGUCCGUCCCCGGACUGCAGCAACGCCAUCAAGGUGGCGUACGUGGAGGCGGCGCCGGUCACGUGCCGCUGCGGACACACCUUCUGCUUCGCGUGCGGCGAGAACUGGCACGAUCCCGUGCGCUGCUGUCUGCUCAAGAAGUGGAUCAAGAAAUGCGACGACGAUUCGGAGACAUCAAACUGGAUCGCGGCAAACACGAAGGAGUGUCCGAAGUGCAACGUGACCAUCGAGAAGGACGGCGGCUGCAACCACAUGGUUUGCAAGAACCAGAACUGCAAGGCGGACUUCUGCUGGGUCUGCCUCGGGCCCUGGGAGCCGCACGGCAGCAGCUGGUACAACUGUAACAGGUACGACGAGGACGAAGCGAAAGCGGCCCGCGACGCGCAGGAGCGAUCCCGGGCAGCGCUGCAGCGCUAUCUGUUCUACUGCAACCGCUACAUGAACCACAUGCAGUCGCUGCGCUUCGAGUCCAAGCUCUACGCCUCCGUCAAGGAGAAGAUGGAGGAGAUGCAGCAGCACAACAUGAGCUGGAUCGAGGUGCAAUUCCUGAAGAAGGCAGUGGACAUCCUCUGCCAGUGCCGACAGACCCUGAUGUACACGUACGUGUUCGCGUACUACCUGCGCAAGAACAACCAGUCGGUGAUCUUCGAGGACAACCAGCGCGACCUGGAGUCCGCCACCGAGACGCUCUCCGAGUACCUCGAGCGGGACAUCACCAGCGAGAACCUUGCUGACAUCAAGCAGAAGGUCCAGGACAAGUAUAGAUAUUGCGACAGCCGGCGCAAGGUGCUGCUGGAGCACGUACACGAGGGCUACGAGAAGGACUGCUGGGACUACACAGAGUAAUCUUGCCUCCUUACAUCACACACACGCACUGCCCACACACACACACACAAGCAGUCCCACGUUGGGCGCCAGUGCCGCCCGCACUCACCCGCGUCACGCUUCUAUCGUCUAUAGACUAAAAGCUGCGAACAAAAUCACAUUAUAUUACCUUUCCUACUGGGACCGAUCUAACUGUAGCAGAUAUAGUACGUUUAAGUUUUUACGAACGAGAGAAUUAACUUCUAUACUGACAUUAUUUCAUAGAACUAGAGUGGUAUUGAAUAGCGUAAUGUAAACUGUUCUAGGCUGGCAAACACCCUACAGGUAUUCUCGCUGGUCCGUCAGCUUUAAAUAAAAAGCUUCACAUUAUUGAGAUUUAAUUAAUUCAUCCAUGAUUAGAAUACUAGUAUGAUGAAUUAUGCCUAUUUCUGAUAUUAAAAUUAAAACAGCUGUCUUCCGAUAGACAAGGGAUUUUCAUAAUUUAAAAUUAAGUCUUAUGAAAUCUGAUUGGCAAAUGAUUGAAAAUGAAAAAAAAAUACAAAACAAAAAAAAAGACGUUCGAAAACAAAAUUGUAAAUAGGAGUAUUAAAAAUCGAUAGAAAAUCAUUAAGGAAUUCGAAAAUUAUUUGGUUUUGCAGCUUGAUUAGUCACAAUUAAUCAAUAUUUUUUAGAUGAUGUUGAUCGUAAAAGAAAGAUAAAAAACAUAUGGUCACACCAUAGUUAUUGUAUUACAAUAUAAUUUAAUUUCGGAAUUAUUAUAAAGGUUUUAUUUUUGUAAAAAGUCCUUUUAUUGAUAAUAAUGUACCUCCUGUUGCUAAAUUAUGUUUUUGAAAGCAUUGAGCGCGGGAGCAACCUCUUUACUAACUAACCUGAAUUGAUUAGGAUCAUCAGUGUGCCUGUUUGUCCAUGAUAAUUGUUAGAAAAAAAACAAAGACACUGCUUAAUGUUGGCGUGCAUAGAGUACGGUUUGAAAAAUAACUGGUAUUUCCCCCUACCUUGAGACAUUUUGACCAUCUUUGGAUUAAAUAAUACAGUACAGUACGUGCAAAUAAAAAUUGGCAGUGUGUUUGUUCCAAGGAGAAAACGACGUGACUUGAGAUUUUAUCCACAUUGCAAGUGUGUAUGUUUCACGAGAAAUUAUGUAGAUAUCAUGCCCAAAUUUUUAAACUACGUGGGGCCGUGUUAUUUUCACGAACAUGUGUUAAAAUGAAAUUAUAAAGCUGUUUUAGUAUUUGGGUAUGAAAAGUCAGUUAAUUGUUUGCUUUCCAUUCAUUUCAUUUAUGUAAGGAGGAUUAGGUAAUGUCCCAAAAAUGAUUGUGAAUGUAUCCAUUUUGUUCCUAUGAUACAACACGGUUUUCAUGAAUUACAAGGAUAAAUAAAAUAGAACAUACUUAUAAAUCUUAAGUUGUAUUUGAACUAAUUCAUGAGGACUAGACAAGCGGAUAUGUGGACGAUAGUCGUGUCUUAUCAUAGGACAAUAAUGUUUUCAAAAUUGUACAUUUUUGACGCAAUAUUGUGUGCGUGUUUGCUCAUUCACUGUGUGUUGUCCGGCUUCAAAUGUGUGUCAUCCUCACUUAGCCGACAAGCGGAAUGUUCAUAUAAAACAACUUAGUUAAAAUACCACAGUUUAUAAUUUAAAAUUAUUAAAAAAAUAAUAUGUGAUAUUUUCUAUUUAUUUGGACUCAUCAAUUAAAAUUACGCACUUGACUUGCUUCUAAUACUAUAGCAGUUUUCGGUCACAGCUGCAUUAUUUAUUACUUUAAUUUUAUAACUUUGGAACCAAAUUGACUGAUUACACUGUGAUCUUAAACUCUGUAAGCCAACAUGUUUCAGUUUAUAGGAAUUGAAGAGAAACAUAUAUAUGCAACAGUAAAUGACAACAACUGUGGAUCCGAACACAGCUAGUAUUAGAGCGAGUACCAAAGAACACCGACAUCGAAUCGAUUAUGAUGUGAUUUCGUGAUGGCAGCAUUUAGUCCUGAGCUAGGUACUCCAGACAGACCCGCAUACUACUCUGCUACAUCUCGUGACAUAAGUCUCACAUUGUAAACGUUCAGAUCUCCUGUAAUCAUUUUAAUAGAGUUCAUUUUAUUUUAUUUUCGACUGUAACUUAGAAUUUUAAUUUUUUAAUUUUAAUAUUAAUCAUUUUUAAUAUUUUAAAGUCGUUUAGCAUCGUGUAAAUCACCUAGUGUAGUUAAAGUUUGAAUCUUUGUAUUAUUACGACCUCAUUUCAUGGUAAUGUAAAAUACUACGAUGUAUUAUAAGUUUACAUAGCGGUGGUUUGUUUCGAUUGUCGAUUUUAUCCUCGAUAACGAGUGUUUUAAUAAAAAAUAGCACAAUAUGAUAUAAUAACGAUUAUCGGUUAAGAAGAAACAAAAAAAUAUUUUUACCAAAAAACCUAUUUUUGUUAUUAGAGUACUCUAUAUCAAUAUAAACUGUUAGUUCAGCACUUAGUAUGAUUUAAUUCUGUGAUCAAUAUAAUUUAGCGCCUCGAAGGCGCUCAGCCGGCGGGAGGCGAUCGCGUGGCCGCAGGUCUCGUCACGCGCUGCUCACUUAUUCAGAUAAUGUUUUAAUAUAAUUAUAAUAAAGGUUUCCAAUAAACAUUAACGACUGGUACUGUACACGUAUAUUUACUUAUUAAGAGUUGAGUCGCCCACAGCGUUACAUACGAUAACAUGGUGCCGAGUUCACAAAUAACAUUAGCUUUCGACACUAGAUCGUAACAGAGCCCAGUCGUACAAAUACCCACAUAAACUAUUUUUGAACAUUUUCGAUUCGCGAUAAUCAGCUUUUUUGUAAAUUAACUCUCGCGCUACAUAUCUGUCAUUAAUUAAUGAAUAAUAAUUCGGUGAAUUGUGGUACGAAACGUGCACAAGUCAGUUGCACUGCCAGUAAAUGUCGUAAAUUAACUAAAUAAGAAGCUUGUUGUAUCGGGUUCACAUAGUGGACGCUGUACUAGUAGGAGCCCCGACGCCGCUCGGACUAUUCACACGUUUCUACUUAAUAUAACAGAGGGCUUCGGUUCGGUACACACAUACUAUUGUACAUAUAGAUGCUGUAUAGAUAUUUAUAUGGUUAAUAUGCCUAUGUAUUGACAAGCAUCUUGUAUGUGUGCCUGUGUUAAGGACACAGUUGUCUUCAGUAAGACUAAGAUGGAAAUAAAAAUAAAUAAAAAUAGUAACAUCGAAAAGAA
Helicoverpa zea (corn earworm) is the source of this 4841-nucleotide messenger RNA. RefSeq names its product E3 ubiquitin-protein ligase ariadne-1 (gene ari-1). Lineage: Eukaryota; Metazoa; Arthropoda; Insecta; Lepidoptera; Noctuidae. The record is from RefSeq and is a predicted model, not a curated record. The transcript has 10 exons. The coding region runs from base 158 to 1669 and encodes 503 amino acids. Gene Ontology annotation, biological process: protein polyubiquitination; ubiquitin-dependent protein catabolic process; positive regulation of proteasomal ubiquitin-dependent protein catabolic process. Gene Ontology annotation, cellular component: ubiquitin ligase complex; cytoplasm; nucleus. Gene Ontology annotation, molecular function: ubiquitin conjugating enzyme binding; ubiquitin protein ligase activity; zinc ion binding.